Molecule: messenger RNA, 219 nt
Organism: Penicillium verrucosum
Lineage: Eukaryota; Fungi; Ascomycota; Eurotiomycetes; Eurotiales; Aspergillaceae
Exons: 2
Coding region: 1-219 (72 amino acids)
Source: RefSeq, a predicted model, not a curated record
AUGGCCUCCGCCAAACCGAAUACCAAGGCCGAGAAGGCUAAGACAAGUGACGAAGAGUUGAUCACGGGGCUGUCCAAGGCUCUUGGAAUAUCCAAGGCAGCAUGUCGAAUGCGUUUUAUCCGGCUUCAACAGAAGCACGGGUUUAAAACCAAGGGGAAGGGGUCCCCACGCCGCCAGCAGGCACCGGCCAACAACGAGGAAGCGACGAAUCGCAUCUAG